AUGGAUUCGAGAAAGAAUUGCAGGGAUGAGCAAUAUGGAGAAGAAGAAUUUGAGGAGGAGGAGGACGAAGGUGAAGAAGAAGAGGAGGGAAGUGAGGAUGAGUUCCUUCAAAACUUUGACGAAGAAUAUAACUUUGAGGACAACAGAAAGGUCAUCGAAGGAUUGAGCGCAGAAUACAAGGAUAUAAAGAAAAAGCUGGCAGCCAUUAAGAAAGAAGUUGACCUAUUUGACCAAGAUAUCAAUAAAACAAAUCAGAAGAUUUUGGAAAAAGAAGAAAAGAUUAAGGACCUACAAGAAAAAGAAAAUAAGGCAAAAAGCGAUAAAUCAUACUACCACGAAAAGUAUGAAGAAGAAAAAGGUUUCGGAGAUAUGGACGGAAUGGGAAAAAAAUAUAACACAGCAAAAAGUAUGGAAGAAAACAUACAGCAGGACAUAAUUGUUUGUGAAGAAGAAAUAUCAUUGUUGAAUCAAGAACUCGAAACCAUGAAAAAAAACAAGUAUCCCAGAGAAACCCUUCUUGAAAGAAUUAAAACUGAAAAGGAAAGGAAAGAGAAUCAAAUUAAAACUAAAAGACAAGAAAAAAGAAGAGCAAAAACACAUGAAUACUCACUGAUGCCAUCUCCUUUCCAGCCCUUUUCUGGAGACUCAGAGUGUCUAGACGUGAAGGUAAAAAAGCAUUAUUUCCAAAAAAUACAAUGCAUUGGUGCCCUUCCAGAAGAAUGUACACGAAUAAAUAUUUUGCUUGUCGGUCCAACUGGAGCUGGAAAGUCAUCUUUUUUGAAUACCUCUGCGACUGCUCUUGAAGACAAAGGACGGAUGAUACAUGUUUCAACCACUAGAAGAAUUGAAUCAGAAUCUGCAACAAUGAAAUUAAUUCCAGAGGAAUUGAAGAUAAACAAAGAUAAAAAUUUGACAGCAAUGAUAUUUGAUUGUCGAGGAUUGACGAUGACUGGCAAGCAACCUAUUGGUAAAAAAGAAAUGGAAUUAAUAAUAGGAGGUCAUAUCAGACCCUUUUCGGAGAUAAGCGAUGCAAUGUCCAUGAUGAAAAAUGAACACAUCUACCUUAAGGAUCCAAACAUCGAAGACGAGAUGCACUGCAUUGUUUAUGCUAUCAAAGCAAUUAGAGAUGGAGAACUACUAAACGAAAACCUUAACCGAGAACUUAAGAGCUUGUUAGACAUACUUACAAGCACAAGCAAACCUCAAUUUAUUUUACUAACAAAUAUGGAUAAAGUAGUUCCAAACAACGACAUCGCCAAUUUAUUUAGAUAUCCUUGUGUUAAACGAAAAUGCAAUGAAGCAUCAGAUGUGACGCACGUUACUCCUGCUUAUAUCUUACCUACAGCGAAUUAUACGACUGAGCUUGAGCCUACAGAUGUUAAAGAUGCAUUGUGUCUACUCAAUUUAUACAGAAUUGUUUCCAAUGCUCAUGAUUACGUAACUCGGAGAAUUAUUGAAAUAAAUACGAAGAGCCGAUUCUCUUAAAAGAAAGGGAAAAAGAAAAAAACAGAAUAAUUU
This is a messenger RNA of Saccostrea cuccullata (small rock oyster), 1518 nucleotides long. RefSeq lists its product as uncharacterized. The transcript has 7 exons. Lineage: Eukaryota; Metazoa; Mollusca; Bivalvia; Ostreida; Ostreidae. The record is from RefSeq and is a predicted model, not a curated record. Bases 1 to 1485 code for a protein of 494 amino acids.